AUGGAAGUUGUUGUUGCAAUAAAUCCUGUGAGGCAUGUUAUGCAAAUCAAAGGAAACAAAACUAACGGCUUUUCCCUAUUCGGAGUAGAAGGCAAACUUCUACAAAUUAUUGCAGACGUAUUAAAAUUCAAUCUAAAUUUUGUGUCACCAAUGGACAGAGAGUGGGGAUCGAGAAAGCCAAAUGGAAGUUGGACAGGUUUAAUUGGAAUGCUGCAGAGAAAUGAAGCCGACUUCGCAAUGACAUUCUUAAAGAUAUCAGAGGAUAUUCAGACUGUUGUUGAUACAAGUACACCUUACAUGCAGCAAACAGUAAAAUUUAUUGUUGGUAAGCCUAAACCACAAUCAACUUCUGUUGCAUUCUUAAAAACGUUUGACGUUUCCGUUUGGAUAGGCGUUGGAGUAACAUUACUAGUUUUACUGCUUCUUUUCAAGAUUUUGUUAAAGGAAUCCUUUGGAAAUACGUUCUUAGAAUUUGUUGGGAAUUUGGUAAAGCAACCAACUACGAUACCAAUCACAUCAAAACCACGAGCAUUGCUUUUGGGGUUCUGGUGGUUCUAUGCGUUAGUGAUAUCGUUUUCGUAUUCGGCUGCUGUGCUGUCUUUUCUUUCUUAUCCAAUGAAUGAGAAAGCCAUACGGAAUUUUGAAGAUCUAUCAAAAGCUGUGGAAAAAGGAACGCAUAAGUGUUUAAUAUUACGUGGUUCCAAAUUCGAGUACUUGUUAAUGAAAGCAACCGAUUCUUAUUUUCAAGAUUUGGGUAAAUUGAUUGAAAGAAACACUUGGUACUUUAAUAUUGGGGAAAGAAUAACUGAAAAAGAAUUCACGGAUACGGCAAUAAUGGAUUUAGAAUUCAUGCUGGAAGUAAACUACGGAUUUCUUGAACAAGACUCCACACUUAAGUCAACUGAUUAUUUUGAGUCACCUUUUACUGCCAUAUCGAUAAAUAGGAGAUUUUGCUGUAAAAGUGCCGUAAAUACUGUUAUAUCGAGAAUUCUUAGUUCUGGAAUUUUCAAUAAAAUAAUUAAAGAUGAAUUGGUAUUGAACUGGAUUUCCCAAAUACACGAACCAUCUGUGGAGCUGAAAGCAGUUACAUUAGAAGAUGUGCGUGGCCCUUUCUUAAUUUUAUUUGGAGGAUAUAUUAUUGCUAUAUUUUUUUUAAUUGCUGAAAGAAUAUAUUACUCAAUGAGAGGAAAUAAUAUAUCACAAAAGAGGAGUAUAAACACGACAUAG
Molecule: messenger RNA, 1227 nt
Organism: Parasteatoda tepidariorum (common house spider)
Lineage: Eukaryota; Metazoa; Arthropoda; Arachnida; Araneae; Theridiidae
Product: glutamate receptor ionotropic, delta-2-like
Cellular component (GO): membrane
Molecular function (GO): ligand-gated monoatomic ion channel activity
Source: RefSeq, a predicted model, not a curated record